AUGCCGUCAAACGACGUGAUACUUUUGGGGUACCGACCACGCAGCGACAUACAAGCAUCGGCGAAUAUACGACGGGCAGUUAGUGAAGAUUGUCUUCUCGAAUCCCGAGGAGACGGUGGAAGACCUGGUUUUUCAAUGCUUAAAUUAAGUAAGACAAGGAUUUCUGUUGGAGACAGUGUCACUGUGUAUUGGGAUAUCAGAGAGCAGUGUGGAGCUAAUGACUGGAUCGGUCUCUUUGAUUUAGGUAAGCUCUAUUUUCAUCUGCUUCACGGGAUUCAUAUCACGUUGCACCAUUGCAUACACCCGGUUUUAUCGAUCAAAAAUACAGUGUUUAUGAGCAAAUGUUUUUUUUCUUUUCGUUGCACCCUAGCUUUUGCUUCAUCAAACGUGCUUCAGUAUAAAGAGAUAGGGGUCGCCUUUGGACAGGCGUUGAAUUAUAAAAUCUAUCGUUACAUCUCGAAAGUUAAUUUCUUCAGCACACAAUUAAACACAGGGGCGAUCGAUCGAUCGAUCGAUCGAUUCCUCACAAAUAAUAUUGUUGCUAGCUAAAGAUGCGUUAUCAUCGAGGGAAUACUCUGUCAGCUGAAAGGAGAUUGUGUACCGUGUUAUGUCGACCCGACAGUUCUACAGUGUGGUUUCGUUCCGGGUGUAAGUACAGAUAAGGCAUUACGAGACAGAAAGUACAGUUGCACUAUAUGGAAAUUCUUUUAUAAUUGGUUUGAAACUUACAUCUUGUUUACGUCUUGGCAGUUGUAGCAUUGUGAAAACUAACCACACUAUUCUGGUAGAGGGAUUACUUUGUCAGAAAGUGCUAAAAUGUAAUGCGUGUCGAUAAGUUCUGUUGCGUCCAACGAUCUUAAAUAGGCGAAAUUCUGAAGGCAGGUGGGUAGAAAAUCACAAUAACCAUUUUAAAUGAGAAAGCGGUAGCAAUACCUUGUGAUAAUAUGCUAAUCGAGUUUCACCAUUAAAGUUAUAUUGUAUACAUUCUCGUGUCAAAAUUAUUUUGCAAUAGUCUAAGUUAAUGUGCUGUUUCAUUUAUACUUCACUGUAAUGCUAGACUUCAAAGUGCGAACUGUAAGUUACGUGCAAUUUACGAUUACUUGUAAUAUUCUAUUUUCAUUUGAAACGCAUUUUAUUGGCUUACUUCUCCUCGAGGUUGGUGGCUUUCAUAUUAAACUUAUAGCCGCGAAGUUUGAAGUAAAUGCACAUCUGGUCAAAUUAUCACACCGGGUAGAAGUUAUUUGAGAGGAAGCCUUGAAAUUUUCGCCGAACUUAGUAGUCGAAGUACUUUUGGAGAAGCCUUAUUUUUAUCACAGCUGGAACAAAAUGUAAUGUGUGCAGAGUUCUGAAACUAUGUGUGGCAGAUUGUUCAUUAAUUUUGUGGAUAUAAUGAGUGGCAGGUUACCUAUUCACAAGAGCAAAUAUAGGGAAUUGCUUUGAUCUUAAAGAAUAAUUAAACACAUGGAAAUAGUGUAACCAUUAAUAUUGUUUACUUUGUUUAUAAGAAGUCACUUGAUGAUGCCAUUGUGCUAAAAAGCGCGCUUUUCAAUUACAGAUGCCUCAUUUGCUAUGUUUUUGUCAACAGCGAAUUUUUUAGGAGUGCUUUGAAUUGAGAACAAGAAUGUUGUCGUUGAUAAUUAGGCCUACUUACGCCAAAAGGUAUCUGAUUGAAGAAAGCUGAUUUAGUGAAAGGUGAACAGUUAAACAUUUAAAAACCACAUCCUCUAAAAAGCAAAACAAUUAAUUUAUCGUUUUAAUUCAGGAAAAAUACUAACAUUUCUAAAGGUGUUUGACAAGCACUGUUUCUGAAGAGUUCUUCAUUGUGUUGACUAUUAUUUAAAAACUGGUCAAAAUGGAUUUUUUUUGUAGAAGAGAAAAGUAAUCCUUCUGUUUUGUAAUCUUGUUUAUUGUUCCUAGAUUUGUAGAUAUGUGAAAGUUCAGCAAUUUACUUCUGAUUCUUCCCUUAUCAAUGGCCAUUCAUUGUACAGUUGGCCAUGUGUUCUUUGGAUUUUAAUAGAUUAUGGGGAUAUAAUUCCUGCACAAAGAAAAUUUAAGCACAAAGUGAACAUAAAUAUAUACAUAGUUGACAAUUAUUGUCCUCAAAGUCAUUAAAAUAGGUAACUUCAGCUCGUAAGAUAUUUAUUCCUGAAUAAAAAUUUUAGCAAUUGAACGUUCCAGGUGUUAGGUUUUAAUGAAUGUUUGUGUUUCAACAUUUAUCUAGUUCUUGAAUGUAUACCUGUGUCAUAACAUGCUAUAACUUGAUUUUUUUUAAUUUUCUGCAUAUCGCAAGGAAAAAAAUCUUUCCCUAUGAAACUUUAAAAUUUUACAUGCGAGUAUAGAACAUUAUGUUUUUUGUCAAAUAUCAUUAAAUUUUUGAACAAUUGUUUUGAAUUAAUUUAGGUCAGCUGGAUAUGUUUCAAAAGGCAUCUUUGAUUGCAUUAUAAUUUUAGGGUUUCAGACUAGUGUCUAAACAAUGGCCUAUGGUCUAAAUGAAAAAGGAGAAUACUCCAUAAACAGUUUGAAUUCCCUCAAGAGAUUUUUUUCCACAAAUUGAUUUAAAAUCAAAUGUCUUACCUUAUUAAAAUUGUAAUACUGUUUCUAUACAUCUAAGAAUAACUCAUACAGCAAAUUCUCUGUUAUUGAAAGGUGAUUCAACACAACAUGUACCUUGAGAGAAUGCUUGUAAUUUGGUUUGACUUAUUGUUUAGACACAUUUUCAUUUAUCAAGAAAGCAUAUAAAGUGUAUAAUAAUCAAAUGGAUAGAUGUAAAAAUCUGUAAGAAGCUCCUUCUAAAUUUCUUUUUAAGAUGUUUAUUAAAACAAAAAAUAGAUUGAGCCAGAUUAAGUAAUAAAAAUAACUCCCAUGAAAUCUGAGGAAGUUUCAUUUUAUUCUUGUGACAAAGUGACAUUGUUUGACUAUCUGAGUGCAAGAAAUCACUAUUUAAAAUCUUCACCCUCUUAAAGUGAAUUAAUUAUUUCCAAAUUUCAAUAAACAUCUAAAAAUUUUGCCAAUAUAUCUUUGAGUGCUUUCCCUACUGUUGUGGUAAUGAAUUGAUGAUAUUUUUUCACCCACAAAAGAAAAAAAAGUUAAUUGGCGGCAGAUUGUGCAUGUUCAUAAAUUUAUUGUGUUUUGGAGGUUAACAAAAGAUAUUUUAGUAGUAAUAAACAUAAAAAUGAACCUUGAUUGCUUCUAUUUUUAUGGGUCACGCAAAAAAAUCAACGAAUCUCAUUGAAAGAAAUCAAGAUUGUAUGAUUAACUCUCACCAGGUUGGUAGAUUUUUGUGAAUGGAUUUGAUGAAAUCAAUGAAAUGAUAAAGUGCUUAAUGGACAGUUCUUCUUACAUAAGUUUGUAACUAUGUUUGGCUUUCAUGACAUCAAACUUUGUUAUUUUUAAACCUUCCAAGGACAAUGAUAUGCACGGUCACGUUAGUAAAAUAAAAGAACUGUGAAUUUCAAAAAUAUGUGUGGAAUGUUUAUUGUGUUAUAACCAACCAUACUGAGAAUAAAAAAAACACAAAACCACAGAAGCCUCUUGAGCCACUCUGGCUAGUCAUGCAAUCAAGGAAUACCACUGGCUGUUUUUGAUACACAGUUCAUCCUAUCGCACAAUCACAGACCUUGUGUUCUUUAACUGUACAAGAAGAAAUUGAGCUUUGUCAAAUUGAUUAGUAAAGUGGCUUGAAAAUCACUCACCUAUUUUCUUACAAUUGAGUUACUGUAGUGAAUAUAGCAAGCUAAUUAAAUCUGCAUGUUCGUCCAUUAAAUAUUGGUUUUUAUAAUAACAGACAAGUGAUGAAUUUUGUAUGAUAUCCAUGAGGAUGCUUAAUUCUGCCAUGUACGUGAUUUCUGUGUGACUGUGUAGUGAUGCAUUUUUUAUCAUAUUGAUCACUGACUGUUUUGUGUGGACUGAGGUAAAAUAUAUUUUUGUUUUGGGCCUGCAGGGCAAUUUGCAUACAAGUGGCUUCUUAAUCCAUGUGAAACCUUCACAGAAGCUUUUAAGAAAUGUUUUUAGAAUUCUUAAGAGGAUCUGUUUGCUUGAGAGGGUCUUGACUUGGAAGGAAAUGUAGCUUUUUCAGUUCCUGAAAUAAGGAAAAUACUUUCUGAAUCACCAACAGAACUUUCCUUACUUCUUUUCCAACUGGAAACUAUCUGAUUAAUUCGAGCACAACACACUAUCACACUGGGAUAUCAAAAUAUUUGUCUAAAACUCCUUAAUUAAUUGCACACAUUCUAUUCAUUUACUUUUUGGCGCAUAAGCCUUCACAUUGUUGCUUGAAAAAUAAAACCAAAAACUACAGAAAAGUGCUUUUUUAAUGACUAGACUGUUCUUUUCUUUCUUUUCCUUCAGUUUCUUUAUUUUCCAACGAAAAUCUGUUGGAAAUUGGGGAUUUUUUAAUGAAUCAUUAAGUCCCCAAAGUCUCGUUCCCUUCAAGGAGAUGUGUGCCGGGGAAACCAAACACCUCUUACUCCUUUACUCCUUCUCCACUAUUAAGCCCCUUGGGCUCCUGUUAAAUGUAUGGACUACGAGAAUGGGUACUUAUUCAAGGCCGGGUGCAUAUUAAGUUCCACCAUUUUUAACAAUCGUUACAUCUAUUUUGCAACAAAAGAGUAAUUACUAAUGAUGAAACAUGAAGAUCUACCAUAAAUGGUGAAUUUAGAGAUUGCAUGGAAGCCAGAAAAGAAAUGAUAAUCAAUACUUGUCUUAAUUACUUCAUUUUUUUAAGGGGGGGGAGGUCCAGAAUGCUAUUUCUGUAGCUCCUGACUUUUUCAAACAGAUAGCUAUGAGCUCAGCUGUUAUGUCAAAUGGCCAGGUUGCUAAGCAAGAGUUCAAAUUUUGACAUCAUAAUUGAAUUUUAAGCACAUUUGAAGACAUAUUUGGCCUCUGGCAGAUCAUGCAUGUAGCUCUGACCAUCCAGACCUUUUAACUAUUAAAUUCAUUGUCAGCUUUGUGAGGUAUAAAAAAAAAUUAUUGUCUCAUUGAAUUUCAGAUGGCCCCACAUCACUGUCAAACUAUUUGGACUCUAAGCAAAGAGGAGUAACUGGAGCCAAGAGAGGAGCUAUAAAAUGGGCCAUAAACAGAGAUGUAACACUUGGAGAAGGUACAUUGCAUUAUACAUGAACAAAACAUGAAUGUGCAAUUUAACAUUUUGUGUAAUGAUUACUGUUUCAUCUCCUCAUUACUGUUCUUAUGAGCUCUUUAUAUUAUAUGUACUUAUUGACUAAAUAGGGAGACUGAAUAGGAAAAUAUUUUUCUUGAGGCCAUGAUGUGCAGGCCAAUUGCAGCAAUGUGUGGGUGCCAAGAACAAUUAUUUUUCUGUCCAGCCUGAACUAAUUCAGGCAAUAAGCAUUUUUUUGUAUGACUGCUGCUUUGGCUUUUUCUUUCUUUCUACUUUUGGCAAGGCUGUAUGGCUUUUUCUGGCCCUACUCAUACCAUUGCACCCAUGGGGAUUUUUUCAGUAUGCAUGCAAUGUGCAAUAUGCAUGCAAUAAUACAGAUAUUGACUAUGACUAUGUGACCCAGCACCACAAACUACAUGACUGUAUGUUAAUUUGUGAAGUUUACUUUAAUCUGUUACUUACAGCUGCAUAUUAUCUUGUGUCAAGGUUAAUGAUUACUACACUUUAUCUUUAUUCCCCAGUGGAAAACAAGUGCAUUUUCAAGUACAUACAAGGCAGCACUAGCUCAGUGAAGGCCAUCAGUCCUACAAUUUAUAUUUUCAACCCUUAUGCUGCAGUAAGUGACAAGGAAAAUUUUCAGUUUGAAAUCAUGGGUGAAAUGUACAAGAAACUAAACAUGACUAGCUAUAAUUCUGGUGUUAUGUUUUUUUCCAAAGCUUACUUCACCUCAUGGCAGGCCACGCCUUGGGUCUUUAGUACCAGAAGAGACCCUCUUGGAAUUUUCUAUUGCAGGUAAAUACAAUAAAUUAUGUAUUUGUGAUACUUGAUAAGAAAUAUGCAAUUAGUUAUUUGCUAUCAAAUAUUCAAACCCUGUAUUUGCAAAGUUUUUAGGUUCAAGAUCUGAGCUUUCUCUAAGAACAAUGCCAAUCUUUACUUUUGUUAUCUUAACCCGAAAAAAUAUAAUAAUGAAGGAUUUAGUUCAGUAUUAGGCUUCACCUCAGGAGACUUUUUCUUUUGUGGAUUAAAGCAAGCACUCCUGAGCUGGAAAAAUUCCGUGGGUCCACCUUCAGAGGUGGCAGAGUGUUGGGAAAUGCUGAAGGGGGCUAGUCCAGCACCAAGCCAAGCUUAUGCUGCCUAUAAAAUUUCCUUAAACAAUGUCUGUGUGGUUCGCUGGCACAAGAAUACCUAUUUGCAAAGUUUCCAGUGUCCAGAGCUUCUGCUAUCCAUUUGAGCCUCGAUUCUGGAUCCAAGAUUCUCAAUAGUUUCAAGAUCGAGUUUCUACAUAAGACUGUCAAUUGUCAUCAUAUGGUAUUCAUUUCAUAAUUUUUGCUCAUGGAGCCAGCCCUGUAAAUGUUACAGUGUCGUUGGUUAUUGAUGCAUAAUAGUGGACAUUAACAUGUAUCAGCGUAUCAACUCCAAAGAACUGGAUGAGCAUGAGGGCAUUCAAAAAUAUGUGAACUUUAUAGAAACAUUGCAUAUGAGCUUCCAUGAUUUAUGCUGGUUGGAAUUAAACAUUCCCUGGUUUUUCCAAAAGGUUUACAGGCAAAUGGCUUGAAGAAAAACAUCUUUGGUAGGCCCAGCCCAUACGUCAAGCUGUCAAUCAUGCCGUCAAGAAGACAUCUCAGGUCAUGGAAACAACAUCACGGACAGAUUGCCAAGACAUCAUCAGAAACAAACACCAUUAGUCCAAGAUGGACAAACGAGGUUGGUAUGCAGUUUGCAAGUUUGCACUUGCAAUUCAAAGGUGGUUCUUGAGUUUGAAAUACCGUUGUAAACCACCAUCCUAAAAGUUUUACAGCUACUACUGCCGGUUGUAGACAUAAAGUUCGGUAUGUCUUCAUUUUUUGCCACCUUGUUGAGGAAGCUCAAAGAAACCAUGAGGUGUAUAAAGUACGGACUUCCUUGACUGGAAAUACAUAUAUAUGUUGGCAACAAAAAUGGAGCGUCAGUAGCAAAUAGGUAACAUGAUGUAAUGAAAAUAACAAAGCAAACAAAAACAGAACAAAGGAAAAACGAAAGAAGGGAAAAAGGAGAGUGGAGGGAAAGAAGGAUAUAAGAAAGAGGGUCCUUUUUCAACUUGCUUUUUCAAAGUUUUCAAAGUUUUUAAUUUUGAAUGUCUGAGCUGAGAUUAUUGAUAAACAGAGGACCUUGGUACUGAAAUGAAAAGAGCCUCAAGGUUCUUUACUGGGGGACGAAAAAAGAACUUGCUUAUCUAAUAUUAUAGCUAUGAAUCUGGUUCCUCUAUAGUUUUUCUCCGUGUACUGUACCAUAAUUUUUGUAUCCUUUUCAGGAGUUUGUAUUCUUGGGUGGUGCAGACGACCUGUUAGAAGUCGAAGUACGGAAUAAGUUUUCUGGGACGCGGCCUGCCUUUAGCCGCUUCUUGGGGAAACUAACUGUUCCUCUGGUGGAUCUUUUUGAAUGCCAAAGAAAUAGGUCUGUACUGCUAUCUGUUACUACUGUUAUUCAUUUUGUUACCAUUAAAGUUAUGAUUGGGCUAAAUUGGUCGACUAACACAAUAUUCUCCAGCUCUAUUCUAAGUUGAUUUAUGCAUUAAAAUUCAGAUUGUAGUAAAAACGCGAAAGCUUUAAGAAGUUUCUACUCCUUAGAUAAGCAGAAGUGAAUGAGUGAAAGGAGCAUUUGUUAGCAAACAAUCGUGUGUUGAAAUGACCCUCUACAACUAAUUCCUAAAUACUUGACGACUUUUAUAGACUCGACAAUCGUUACCGAUCGAAUGAUUUUAUUUCCCAUCCGAAUCAAAUCGAAAAUUUUGCAACUCGAAACUCUUUACUCGCAAGUCAACUUAACUGAACUAUACCUUUCGGAAAUAUCACAAAUAUAUACAGGUAAUUUGAUAAUGGUAUAAAACCGUUAAUCCAAGUUAAAAUCAAUAACGUUCUUGUACAAACAAAACUUAUUAGUGGCAAAAUGAUACGUAACGUGACCGUUCGGGACGCGAUUCUACAUGGACUGGCCAAGGCUUCGUUCCCAACAAAUCGUUCACAUCGUCCCAAUCGUCCCAGUCGUCUACUCAACCUAGAUAAUUCGGCGAUGAUAGGAAAGCAAUCGUUAAGCGCAAACACAAUUUUGUUCGGACGAUUAUGGUUGCUCCGAUCGCUCCAGUUCGAGACAGUUUUACCAGGUUUGUCUUUAAUUAUAUAGUCUAUUGAACAUUAGUUGGCACGAUCGGAAAGUACGUUUGGAUUUUUUUUACUUUACACAUGUAGGUCAAGUUAUAUAUCUAUGCUUUUUGACCCUUGACAGGCCAGAAGAGGUCACUAAAUCACUUGGUAGAAGGACACCUGCAGACAGAGUACAGGGCACAAUUACACUCACCAUCACUAUUAUUGAACCAUCUAAUAAUUCAGGUAAUUACUCUGAAAUGGCAUGGACACAAAUGUUUGUAUCCUCAUGUUUGAAAAUUCCUAUUCGAAAUUUUUUUACCCCAGAAUCUCACGGUGGGUGAAUUUUCAUAAUAAUGGAAUGGAAACGGCAUUUAUGAAACGACAGGCUGACUUCCAAUUAAAGAACGUUGUGUUGAAUUAUCAUGAUAGAAACAUGCAAACGAAACUUUGACUGAAAACUCGAUGACGUAUAGUAGGUCCCUCGGUGGGUUUUGUCCUUGUAUUACUGAAUCCUGGGCCAACAGGGGCCCAAGAUCAUAUAGGUAUAUAGGCCCCCGAUCAGGACCCCUCUGAAUAACAGCCAUUUAGCCGAGAGAGCCACCCUGGCUUAAUAAAGUUUACCUUACAGUUACAUGUUUUCUUUUCAUGGAGUGAUUAUUUAGCCGACCUUAACUCUUUUUUUUUUCUUUUUUCUUUUAUUUUAUCUAGAUGCUGUUUCUGCUGAACAGGAAAAUGUUCCACCAAACGCAGCCUCUAACGGUGAAUCCAAUGGAAGCCUUCAGCAAAAUAACUUAAGAUGCACGUUAUCAAACCCAUCUCUCACGUCGUCCGCACCUAACAUUCUACAGCCUCUUACUUUGAACUCCAGCAAUGGUCUGCUGGAGACUAUCUUCCCCGUGGACCAAGCAGCAUCUCCUGUUUCUCCUCGGGGUGCUGUUGAACAGGAGAAUAACUUUGGUGAUGCUGCUCGAAGGAGAUUGGCACUACAGUCGAGACCAUUCUCCGAGAUGUACGCUGAGGAGUUUGUUCCCUUAGAUGAUAGUGACGUCACAAGAAGCCCUCAAGGAACAACCAGUGAGGGUGCCUCUAGUGGGAGUGACUUGGCGGAGGCAGAAACUCUAGAUGCCAACAGGGCUUCUGGUGGCUUAGGUAAUUCUGAUGAAGUGGUAUCUCCGGAUGAUACGAUUGAUCAAGGUCAAGUUUCUCGUGAUGGACCAGAUGACGUGGAUGCUGCGUCAGGCCAGGAGGGUGCAACAGAACUAACCUCACUAGAGAGUAGUCAAGGUGUGGAGCACCAGCCUAUGGAAAUCCCAGAAGAAGGUAAUGAAGCCAACACAUCUGAGGUGGAGAUGGCUUUCUCUGCUGCAGGACAAAGACCCAGUAUUGGAGGUAGUAUCGGAAGUAUUGAGUUGACAGACGACUCGCCACUGAGGAUCUUGGAAGAGAGUGAGAGAGUUCGCGAGGAGAGUAUCGCUCUUUCAACUGAAAAUCUUCUACAAGAUGCAACUAUUGAAUCAGAUGACGAACUUGAACAAAUGGAUACUACCGACGAGACCGUUGUUGUUGGAACAGAACAGGACAGUUCACAUAAUUCAGACUUUUCUAUGGAAGAUGUGUUGACAAGUGGGAACACAACAGAGUCAGCUUUGAUUGAAAAUAGCUCUUUAGAAAAUCAAAUGGCUGUUCGAGAAACUGAUUUGCUAGAAGAUGCCAAUAGUGUUCUCAUAGAUGAGGAGAUAGAUGAUCACGUAUUGUCACCACCGCAGGACAUUGAAGGGUCCAGCGCAUCAUCACGUGUGGCUGAGUGCUCGCCCGGCCCUUCAGUAACCGCGGUGUUGAAUGAAGUAGAGUCAGCUGCUUCUGAAGAAAACCUUCAGCUGCAGGCAGAAGGCUCCGAUAUCAACCGCGAAUCAACAUCUUCACCUUUGAGGCAACGGGAUCGUAGCCAAAGGGACGUGCCCAUGUCUCUUCUCGAGUACGUAGAAGAAAUAUUUUCAAAUGAAGCCGAAGAAGAGAGUAAUGACAGUGCAAUGAUAAUUGAGACUGCUGGGGAAAGUAGGCAAAUUAGCCCGUCACUGACCUCUUCGGCUUCCGAGUCAACUCAGCCAUCUGUUGAGGACACGGUAUCUUCUGGUUCAGAGUCUUCUACCUCAGCGAUAUCGUCAGUAACCCUUCCGGUGGAGGCUUCCGAACCUGUGUGCUUGAAUGCCACCUCACUAGAGUCUGCGUCAGCUUCGGAAAUGUUAGUGGAUUCACCCCCGGAGGCGCUGAUGCUCAACAAUGAAGGGUCUGACAGGGAUAGCGCUGUCCCACAAAGGCCCCCUCGGAGUAAGAGACUGUCGCGAUCCAGUAGCGAUCCAAGAAGUGCGCACUCAAGACAGGUUGCAGAGAGGGCACGCCUCGCUGCAAGAGCCAACCAAGGAGAGAAUUCUCUGAGGCCUUCUCGACCGUCAUUGGUUCGACGAGUCACAGAGCCAACUGCACUUUCAAGUGUGGUUGUUAAUACUGAAGUUGAGCAGACAAACACAAGUGUAUUGUCACUAUCUAAUACAACAACAGUAGUCACUCCAGUGUUAGAAGCGACCUCAGGUGUCGAGGUAUCUCCCAGUGUGUCACCCCCAGUCGUAGUGGCGGUGCCAUUAUCUCUACCUCCAUUGCGCAGUUCGUCGUCCUCUUCAAACAACGGAACCUCCCCUGUCGUUGUAGCAGAUGUUGUUGCUGAAACCCCAGCUUUGGUUACUCCGUUAUCGUCUCCAGAUUCAGUCUUGGAGGGAAAUACGGCGACCACUGUUGUUGCAGUUAGUUCUAACACAAGAGAUGGAGUGGAAUCUUCAACAUCUAGAGAGUUAUCAAGCGAGCGCGUCCUCUCUCUAAUGAACGAAAGCAGGCAGCCUUCAUCUGCUCCAUCAACAUUACAAAGGGGCAGCGUUUCUGCUGUUGCCUCCAUAUUGCCUGAUGAACCACAAGCUCAUCGCAGAACGAAUUCAUCCUCGGUAGUUUACGCAACACCAGUUACAGAGCAAAGUAGAAAUUUGCCUAGUGAGUCUAGCGCAAGCUUUCCCAGGCAGAGUAGUUCGGCAAGAGUCACACCACUUUCAGGAAAUCGAAGACGCAGCAGCGGUAGUGGAGGUGGGUAUACCGUAACGAGGGACAUCUCCGAAGAGUCGCAGUCUUUACCGCGUAGCUACGGUCAUAGUGUUUCAGAUUCAGUUUCUUCUGUUGUAGCCACCGCUAGUGCCUCAUCAAACUCAGAACAGCCCAGGUCUCGUGCAACUGAGAGAGUGAAUCCUGAGACCACUGUUAGUGCCAUGUCUUCACUUGAGUCCAGUAGCAGAUCUACCAGUGCUGUGAGUCAGUCCAGGGAAACCAUACAAUCCAUUCUCGCAGUUUAUAUUGCUAAUUCAGCGCAGAUUUCACAGGGGAGACCACCUGCUGUAAGCCAACCUGCGGCAUUCACAUCUUCUGUUACAGACGUAGACUUGGGUGAGAGGCCGACGCAAGCCAAUCGUCACAGCAGUAAUCGCCGAAGUUCUGGCAGGAGACAACAAGGAAAUUCGGUGCAUGUGUCUAUACAGGACCAACAGCAAACAAGGGAGCAGCAGGGUCGGACUGGGCAGCAAGCCCCUGAUGAGGAGGAACCUCUUCCUUCAAGUAAGACACUCGAGCUAAGUGGCCCAUACAGCUACAGAUUAGAUUUUAUUUUACCUUCUGUGUGGACCGUUGAACUAAGACAAUUUUUGUUUGUUAGAUUGGGAGAGAGGUGUGGAUUCUCAUGGAAGAGUUUAUUACAUUGACCACGUUAACAGAACAACUACUUGGAACAGACCACGAAGAAGUGAGUGUUCUUUACAUAUAUUUCUUUGGGUAUUCGAGCAAUUAUUGUUGAGAGUUGAAAGUGAUUCAAAAUUACAUUGGUUUUGCGUUGCAUCACUUUGUGAUUGGUCCAGAAGAAUUGCACCGCUUUCUCAACCAAUCAGAUGCAAAACUUAAACCAAGUCUGAAUUGGUCAGACAUGUUUUCCGCGCUUCGCGAAACUUGUUUGCCUCAACAAUUAGUUCUCAUUAGCUCUUAGUAAUAUUGUCCUUUCUUGCGACUGGCUGUUCUGAUAACCAUUGUUUUGGUUUUGUAUUUUUAUUAUUCGAAAACCGCUCUGUUAAUGUCCAAAUCCAUCCAAAGCGUUUUGCGAAGAAAUAUAGUUGUUUGUAUUUUAUACGCGGGCAUUCGAAGUUUACUGAGCAAAGGAGGGAGGAGGAGAGAGGGGGAGGGAGGGGGAGGGAGGGGGGUAAUCUGUUCCGUUCAGGAGAACUGACAGUUUUCUUAUUGGCGUUAUCCUGCAAAACCUUGGCCGGGAUAAGGUUGUGUAAGAUACAUGUAAUUAUUGGCCUAAAAAUCUUUUUUUAUUAUUAUUUUUUAGAUUCACCAAGAAGUGAAUCAAACAUGAAUGACAUGAACACGCAUUGGCAAAGCUUGGAUAGAAGGUGAAAUUCACUGGUUUUCUUGGUGUGCUGAAUUCAAGGUUCCCUCAGUUGUUGUUGUCAAUCAUGUGAUUCAUUUACACAUGAAAAGAACUUUGAACUGUUGUCGAAUUAUUCGAAUAUUAAACUUUUUUAAAUUCAAUUCAGCCUGUUGUAUCAAGCGGAAACGGAAUAAAUUCCUUACACCUCCGGUUGCCUUGAUAAACAUUCAGCUAAUCUUAUCGAAAGGUGGUGUUUGACUUUAAAUUGCUCUCCUUUCUGUCAGAUAUCAAAGCUUUCGCCGCACGCUUCGUGGUCGUAGCAGCCGUCAUUCACGGCCACCUUUACCUAUAGAUAACAACAGAGCGAGUCAAACAACAGGUGAGUCGAGCGCCAAUACCAGCUCGGAAACUGGUGCAGCUUCCACGAGACCUGCACAGCCACCUGCAACGCCGUCCCCUUCGUCACCAAUGCCUUCUUCCUCGACAGAAUCACCUUCCUCCACGCCGCCCUCUUCGUCUGCUAGCUCCUCCACCCCUUUACCGUCGACCUCAUCCACUCCAAAUUCGACACCGUCUACUUCCACGCCGUCGACGUCUUCUGCGCCGUCUAGUUCGUCGGCGUCUUCAAGAAGCACUAAUUAUGUUCAAAUUCCUGCGGUGAAGUUCCUCACGAGACAUGAUUUGAUAGACUUUCUCAAGAGUAAAGGAGUAUGUACAUGUAUUUAGUAUGCUGAGUUGUGUUACCGGUUCUUUUAAGAAGCCAUAAUAUACCGUAAUAGUUAUAUCAGGUGUAGAACCCGCGAUGCACCAUACUAUUUCAUGUGUAUUACGAUGGAGACGAGACAAAUGGUGAGCAACUUCCUUCGUCGCUCGACACGGGCGCGCUGGGCCUCACACUUUCACGCCAAUCGUGACGAUUUUGUUUUAAAAAUUUUCUCAGAUCACAUCCAGCUAUCAAAAGUGUUUAAAUCCUCCCUACUUUAGCCAGCAAAGAGGCGAGAUAAAUCGGGCCUUGUCGUGAUCUUAGUGAUGGGUGUCUGAAAUCGCCCUAAGAGGAAUGUUAGCGUAGAUAAUCGUCGAUUUCUCUCAUAUCCGCGAGAUGGCCUAUCGUAUGAAUUCGCCCUCGAGUGCUGUUUUACUGUCUCUGUAUAAACUCUUUGUGUGAUAGGAAGUGUUAAAUUAGAAUUUCUAGUAUCGUUUGCGGUGAACGUAAUGAAAUAGCAUCUCACAACAGAAAUAGAGCAUUUAUAUGGACAUUAGUACGGUAGAAAUAUCCAGUUAUCGUCAUGUGAGAUUUGCGUCUUUGUUUUUCAGCUUGCGGGCCAUUACUAUUUCCAGAGCCAGAUGUUAAAGCUAAUAGUUUCAAAGAUCAGAAGCGAACCAAGUCAGUUUGAGAGGUAAUUAAUUUACCAAAAUUUAUAUAAUUAUAAAUGUUUAGCCAAAUUUGUAUCCUCCCAGUCACUUUUGUAUAUUUGAUUUUCAUUCCAAAACAAUUGUGUUUCUUUCUUUCAAGAUAUCGUCACCAAGUCGAGCUUGUCAGGUUUUUGAAUCAGUUUGCUGAUCCUCAGAUGGACAUGCCUCCCGGCUGGGAUAAAAAAGUCGAUCAGGCUGGACGGGUAUGUGUAAGGAGAGUAUUUUUAACGCUUAAAUCGAAUGGGAGAUACGGUAGCGUAGUGGUUAUCGCGCAGGAUUCUGGAUCGAAGGGUUUGGGUUCCAGUCCUCGGGUCACUGUAUUAUAUUCUUUACAACAUUUUGCCUCUUUCCACCGAGGGCCUAUUUGUUUCAGAGAAGGAUAAAUCGCUACCCAUUGGAUAAGUGUUAACAAAGCGUAUUUCACUGUCCGACGGAUAGAAACGUGUCCUGUGGAUAGCGUUAUCCUCCCUUUGAAAACCCGGGCCGUACAUGGAUACAAAAAGAACCUGAUAGGGAAAAUUAAUUCAUUUCAGGGGAAGUUACGUAUGAUUGAUUAGACAUCCAUCCAGGAAAAUAACAACUGCGGCGUCCGUUUCAUGCUCAGAAAUGCUGAUAAUUUGUAGUGGGGAUGAAAAUCUAGACUCGUUAAACGUGAUCUCUUGUGAACACGUAUUUGGAAGUCAGAAAAUUGUAAACACUUUCCAUUUCCUUUUGAUAAGUCAAGUAUGGUCAGUUAGAAAGAGGUUCACGCAUUGUGAAAAAAGAAACAAAAACUCAAACCAAACAUAGUUUGUCAAUGCCAUUUGCAGUUUAUUUUUCUUGUGCUCAGUAACCUUUUUUGGCGAGUCACAAUAACAUUCUCAAAAAAUUCUGAUAAUUGAGUUUUCUUAAUUUCACAAUAGAGAAGUGACAUGAAUGUAGAAAGUAUAUUUUCAAUUCGAAGUCGCCAAUUAUGAUACAUUGAUAUUAACGCUAGUGAUAAUAAAAAUAUUGACAAUACUGCUUAAGAUAAGGAUGAUAGUAACAUUAAUUCUAGCGUGGCCUUUGCUGUAAAUUAUCAUAAAAUUGUAAAGCUGAUGAAACUAAAGAUUUUGAAAGUUUUUUUGAGCAUUUUGUUUCUCCUGUAUUCAGCUUUAUUUUAUUGACCACAAUUCACGGACUACAACUUUUAUUGAUCCGCGACUUCCCGUGGAAGAAACCCUGCCCAGGAGAAACCGCUCUGAAACUGAGGUAUGCUGCUUUGUUGAUGACAUAUUUAACCUUUCCUGUGGUAUUUCGUUGGAGAAAUAUUAGCCAUGGUUGUUACUGGUCUGGAAAGAGCCCGGGAAUAACUAAUUUUUUCAUAAACAGGAAGUAGUCAGGAAAUUUCACUUUGAACCAGGGAAAAUUUAUGACUUAGAAAGAAGUCAGGGAAAGUGUAAUUUUUUAUGAGUAAAUAUGAAGUCCUCCCCUUGUCUUGACUCAGGUGGUGACACUUUCCCUUGGUCACUUUUGUACAUUGUUUAGUACAGUCGAUGGAUUCCUAACCAGCGAAUCCUUUCUCUUUGUAAUGCAAGUUCAAGUUGGUUUGCGAAUGAAAUCAUACAUUUUCUUUUUCUUCUAUUUUCGUUUUUCUUUAACAUUAUAAAUCAUUCGGUGUAAUUCACGGACAUGAAAGGUGCUGGAUUGGUAGAAUAUCGGUAAAUGAAACCGAACGACGGGCUGAUUUUGGGUUUCCAAGAAAAGCAAUCUUUUUUUCUAAGUCAUCUUUGAGGAACUAUCAGUUCUUGUACACUGAAAGUGUGUUGCUUAAAGCAUACAUUUAUAAGUGGGAAAGAUAGCUGUGAGAGCAGUUUGGAGGCCAUUAUCGGGACUCGUUUUCUGAAAUUCAGUUUGCCCGGAAAAUUUUACGAUUGUCAGGAAAAAGUAAGGGAAUUUUAAAACCAUGUCAGCUUAAAUCACGAAAAGAAAUCGGGAUCCUAUUUUGACAACGUAAUUGUUAGUUUAUCACAGUCAAUCAACAACCGCUCUCACAAAUUUAUGAUCGAAGACACUUCACCAACUACCUCACGUUAACGUUGUGUUCCGUCUUCUUACAGCCUCGACGCGCGCGCGUUCCUCCACCCAGGCCUCCGCCACCAAUAGCGCCAGCACGACAAAGCAGCCUUUCAACGCCAAUGAGUAAGUAGUCACGUUGUUAAAGAUCACGUGGUAAAAUCACGUUAUAAAAGUAGAAUUUGGUGUCUGAUCAAGACAAAAACUUCUACUUGAUAAAUUUGAGUAUUCUCAUUACCUGUUUGCGGGACAUUGUAAAGAUAUUUUAGGGAGAAGUUACUUGUUGAUCCUGUGUGGGAGUGCAAAUAUUUGACCUUUUUUAUCUGCAGUCAUACCUGGUGACUUUAUUUUGUUUUUCAUUUACGUAGCUUACAACCAACAAGUUGUUGCAUUCUUGUCCCAACCAAACAUCGAUGAUAUUCUCAAAACCAAGUACCAGGGAUAUGCUAGAAGCCCCACUCUAAAGUGAGUACUUUAUGUAGGAUGUCUCAAUCAUUCUUUGCCUUAAUGGCUGUUUGGUCAUAACUUAAUGAUAUUUUUUUUUUUUCAGAGCUAAUGUAAGAAAAGUACAGUCUGAGGGAGAGAGGGCCUUGACACGACUUUCCAACAAUCUCGACUUCAUAAUGUUGCUUAGGUAAUUUGAUUUGAAAGUACACAGCAAAUGAUGAGGACAUUAAGGUAUUCCAAGAGAUGGAGUCUGAAAAUUAUGUCGAGCGCAAAAUAUUUCUUAUAUAGAUGAAUGUUUAUUUCCGACCGGAUCGGAAAAAUAGUACAAACUAAUGGAGAUAUAAGCAAACACAGAUAAAGAUAAUGAAAAGAGAAAUAGAUUCGAGCCCAGGUGAAUAAAGGGUGGAUAACGCUAUCCAACCCUUGAAUAACUGGGACCUGGUCAAAAAGGUACAAAAUUAUUCCCAAAAACGUCCUCUAUAUUCAUUGGAAUUUAAAGAGCGAUGCAGAACGUUAAGAUACGCGCAGUGAAAGUUGUUUCGAUGUUUGUGUCUUUUUUUCCCGUGGUACUCUACUUUUUCUAACCUUUGAAAUUGGCUACAUGGAGUUUCAUCGAUGCAGAGGACCAGCUUAUAGCUUGCGUGGGGGUCUCUGGGUGGCUUGGUUCGGUUUUGUAUCGUAACUGGGCCAUUAUAUAAGGACCUUUCCACACCAAGGGGGUUUAAAGAGGUACUAUGAAACUGUUAAAGCAACAUAAUGAAAUGCAGAUGACAGUUAGUUUAGCCUCUCAGCUUGUGUUUAGACUAUUUCUUUGUUUAUUAAAUUACAUGCCUUCUUAGAAUUUUCCACUUACGUUAUAGUGUGAUGGAAGAGAGCAUUGUCGCGUAUGUCCCCCCAGAUGUCGAACAAACAUCUGAACCUACCCCCCAGCCUUCGUCUUCGCGUCACGUGCCUAGUCAGGCCACUCCCGGAACUCGGUCAAGAGCCAACACGGACAGUUCACUAAAAGGAGCAAUCAGUGAUUCCACUGCCAGUUCCAGUCCCGCUCCGUACAAACGUGACUUUGAGGCUAAAGUUCGCUCGUUUCAUCGUCAGCUCUACCACAAGGGUUUUGGACAAGGACCCAAUAAAGUCAAGUAAGUUAUUUGGACAAGACUGGUACACCAUUUGCUGAAAAUGAUUUGAACUCGGUAAACCCUUCUGAACAACAUAAAGAGGAAAAAACAUAGCAAAUUUAAUUGAACUCAAUUCUCAAUAUUCAAACCCUUGGAGCCCUAAUAUUAGGAUGCAUUUUCCCCAUACUGAUUUCUAAAAAUCCCCUAUGGUAUUCACAAGGAUAUUUAUUUGCAAGGAAAAGCUUCUUAAGUGAUCGAUCAUUUCCUUUAUUAAUCCUUCUUAAUUCGAAAUGCGCCAAGAGCUGCUUUGUGGGCUUGCCAUGCCCUAAAUCCAAUUUACGGUCUAAUUUUAAGAAUUAAGUUAAUUUACUAGUUUUAAGAAUUGAUAUGUCCCCUUUUUUCCAUGCAGAUUAAGUAUACGAAGGGACCAUAUUUUAGAGGACGCUUAUGAUCAAAUCAUGAAAGAGCCUGCCAGAGCGCUCCAUAGGAACCGCUUGGAGAUCCAGUUCGCUGGAGAGGAAGGGUAAGAACUUAUCCUCACAUUGUUUGCGGUGCAAACAACUGGAGUUGUACUUGUUUUAUUGCGAUUUUUUUGGUUUGCUUUGGUAGUUGUUACCAAGCAGUAGGUGUGGUAAGCUAAUAUGGAAAGUGUUAGUUGCUAAAUCACGGGAGAAACUUGCAGCCAAAGUAUUGAAGAAAGGACUAACAAGUAAUGAGCUUUUCUGGUUGAAUUUUCGAGUAUACACAAAGAUUCCAUGCCAGCUAUUUUAGGGCAACUGAGCAACGUGAUGCUGACAAAACUACGAUGGACUUGUGUAUUAGCUUUCCAUCUGGUUUUUAAGAAAUCGCUUCUAAGUGCAACAUGUUAGACAGCUAAAGCAAAGUAAUCAAUUAUUAUUAUUAUUAUUGUUGUUAUUAAUAUGAUUUUUUGUUACCAUUUACUUAGCGGUUGAGUGUCGGUUAUUCACUGUAUUUUUUAAUUAUCUAUCUCUUGUGGAACAGAGUUUCCUAAGUUUGUGGGAUGUGGCAAGUUUUCUGUUUUGCAUUCGAGACAAAUCUUCUGCUACGCUGCCUCAUCAACAUACAACCCCUGGUUAUUUUCAAUGCUAUAAUAAAAAGAAAUUGUGCUAUAUCAGUAGCAAUAUGCAGUCUUAACUGCCUAUUUUCUUUAUUUUCCUAUUCAGCUUGGAUUAUGGUGGACCAGCGAGGGAAUUCUUUUUUCUUUUGUCCCGUCAAGUAUUUAACCCAUAUUAUGGUCUGUUUGAGUACUCUGCUAACGACACGUACACUGUUCAAGUUAGCCCAGUAUCACAAUAUGUGGACAACUCACACGAAUGGUGAGUAGCGUUGAUUUUUUUUUCUGUGAUUGUGCAUACGCGAGUUUUGAAGGGGCAUUUCGCUUUAGUUCAACUCGUUUCGAGUUUUUCUUCUUCUUGUAAAUUCUCGUCAAUUAGACAGGAGCCUGUAAAUAGUUGUUGGCCAGAGGAGACGCAAAGGCGGUGCAAUAGGGUGGGGCAGCCCUUCCAAACGAAAAUUUGGACCGGGAAGUCCCCCGCACGCCUCCGCACUUUUCAGAGCGGAAAUAUCGCUUACUCAGCGUAUAAAAUUGACGGGGCAAAAUAUUCGGUCUCUUGAUCUAUUCACAAAUCGUUUCUGUAGCAACACGCUUGGAGAAACAAUGCAUUGUAGGACUGUUUCUGCCUUGUCACAAAUUGAUUGUGGACACACCAAAGAUUAUUCAGAUUGCAAAGAGGCCUUGCGUGCACAAGUGGGGCCAUGCAAUAGGCUUCGUGUUAAGUGAGACCCCCACCCUCCUGUCGACAUGCCCGUAACCUCGGGGAUUAAAGGGUUAUCUCAACCAAAUUGCGCGAACAUUGUUUUAUAGUCAUAGGACUUUGUUUGAUUUCGAGAAACGAAGUGCCUUGCUUUUCUCCUUUAUAAUAUGUGGUGAUAAUACAAGGCCUUUUGAGGGCACACGCACAAACUUUCAGAUACAUGCCUCCGAAUACCGUUAACUACAAAACUCAUCAAUAAGGUAUUACUCUAGCAUCUGAGGUAAAAGAGCCUUUGUUUUUAGGUACCGUUUCUGUGGGCGAAUUAUUGCUCUUGUCAUCAUACAUCAGCACCUGUUGGAUGCAUUUUUCACCAGACCCUUUUACAAGGCCUUGCUGAGAAGGUUAGUAAUGAUAGUAUCUUUAACAUUGGCUUGAUAGCCGGGAUUGGCCAGGUAUUGGGAACGCUGUUUGAAGAAAUUCUGCUCGGUUACCGUGAUGGACUAGGCACAGCCUUGCAUUCUCGUCUCGCCACACAAAGGAAAUUUUCCAUCCCGGUCACCGAAAUCAGGAUUGCAAAAUCCAAGAUCUUUUAACCUCUUUACCCCUCCUGAUCAUACAAUUACGUCGUGAAUUUUACCAGGAAAGAUCUUGGAAUGAAUGGACACCUGUUUCCGUGUGUCUGUCAUUUACUGAUUGAUCUAUAGUGGGUUUCUUUAGAGAGGAUUUGUUAAAGAUUGAAUGGGUUCAAUUAUUUCCAAUAAGAGAAUAUGCGGUGAAUUAGUUGGUGGUUCGAGCGACUCUGGAAAGCGAGGUGUGGUUCGGUAAGGUCAUGCUGUUGUGUUCUCGGGUGAAUUGAUACAAUGGUAAACCACCAAGAAAAUGUGAAAAUUCGAGGAGGGGGUGGGGACUAUCUUAAUUUACUCAUAGUCGCGUCUUACCACAGAAACUUGGAUAAACUCCGUUUUGCUGUGCCACGAGUAGAUUAAACUCGACAAAAUCUCCUUGCCGAGUCGAGGUGAAAUUGUUUUAUUUAUCACGCUCUUCACUUCUGUGAAAGUGUUCCCACUGUAUUUAAUUGUGUUUUUUUAGCCCGUGUGAUCUCAGUGACGUCGAAGCGAUGGACUCGCUCUUCCAUCAGAGCAUGACAUGGGUGAUGGAGAAUGAUAUCAGUGGAGCUCUGGAUUUGUCGUUCACUGUCAGUGAGGAGAUUUUUGGGCAGGUAAAGACAAACUCAAUUUCCUUCCGGAAGUUUUCAACUCUAUGAAGCGAAUCAAAAGCGACUUUUUUUGCUUAAUUAGAGAGAGAGAGUGGCCUGGUGUUUCGCGCGGUAGAUUUCAAAUAGAGUGGUCUGGAUUGGAGUCACCGUAACUCUGCGGACUUGUUAUAGUGAUGAUCGUAACUGAAAAAGUAACACAUCCGUUUCGUCGUCUGAUAUAGUAGGCUUUUUGCCUGAGUAUCAAAACUAUUGGUAUCUUAAUCUUAAACGUAAACAAAAGCAAACGUAAAGCAGCCGUUAGGGACGAAUUAAUUCCGGAAGUUCGAGAAACGGGUGGUUGUUCGACCAUAUUUUCACGUCUGAUGGAGGCUUUUUUUAAGGCGUUCUACGCGUUUUAUCCUUCUAAGAAUUUGUUUGUGUGUAUGUUUUUUCAGGUAACCGAACGAGAACUUGUUCCAGAUGGUAAGAACAUUGAAGUGACAGAAAGCAAUAAACACGAAUACGUGGAGCAGAUGGUCAGGUGGCGGGUGGAACGUGGAGUUGCGGAACAAACAGAAAGCAUUGUGAACGGAUUUAAUGAGGUAUGGAACCGCGAUAUUUAGAGCACAGCGGAAUCAUGAUUUCUCGAACUUUCGGUUUCUUGAAACACUCCAUAUUUGCUUUUGAUGAUUCAAACCAAUUCCCUAUUCCCCGGGAGGUUCGUUUUACUGGUUUUCUGUGGUCGCACUUUCUAAAUUGGUGUGCUGAACAAAAAGAAUUGAGUGCGUUUAAGUUUUUUUCCAGGGAAAUUUUAGCUAUCUACAAGGGCAGAAAAUCUCCCCUUAAGGCAUAAAAACUCGCCAAUCAGCGACAUGUUAUUUGUACUUUAGAUCAUAUACACUAUGAUUAUCGCAUGUUUGAUUACCCUUUUUUCCGGAUGAAUCAUGACAUGCCGUCAUUUUUUCCCGAAGGUGUUGGAUGCUAACUUGGUCAAUCUCUUCGAUGCGCGGGAACUGGAACUAGUUAUCUCAGGGACGGCUGAUAUCGACAUUGAAGACUGGAGAAAGAACACUGAAUAUCGCUCAGGUAAAUAAAAGAGUCAAAUCACCAUCACCACCCAGAGACCAGUUACCGAAUUGUCUACUUGAUGAGGAAAAAUGUCAAUCCCUCCCCAAUGUCAAUUAGUUGUAAAAAUUAUCACCCUGAUUUUAGUUUUUGAUGAAAACUCUACAUUCAUCGGGUGCUUACUUCAAAAUUAGGCUAAGACGGUGGGCAGUUACUGGAGGGAAGGCGCUCAGUCGAGAAAUGAACAUGAUGGCACUAUAAUGGCAGAGGUUUCAAUAACUUUUUCCGUAAACGGCAGUUGAUGUUGUAAUAGACGGCUGUACCGUAAGACGAAACCCAAACACGAGUGUCUGCUCGCAAACUGAACAGACGGCGGUAAUGCGUCGAUCAAUUCCACGCUUCAGUACCGAAACUCGUCGGGAAGUUGAACUUUUUAAGUUUGGUUCGUCCAAAUUGUCGCCCCCUCGGGUCAUAAUUGUGUUUAAAUGCCCCACCCAAGGGUACGGAUUUGAUGGCCACUGUUUUUGUAAAAAGGCUAAGUUCAGCGAUCUUGAUUUUCUUGUAAAACUUUUCUUCUGAGUCAUCUGCUUGCUAAGGUGAUCUCCUUACUUUUUAACACCUCCAUAUUAAAAGAUAAAACGUGUAUUCCGCUCGUAAGACUUGACAGUUCCGGUUCUAAUUCCCCAUUUCACCCAAGUAAAUUCACGCCCAAAAAUCACACCCUCCCUGGGACAGUCAAUUGCCUAUGGGUUGCCGGGGGGUUGUUGAAGCUUCGAAUUGGUCGGCGCAGUCGAUAACUGGCUUUUGAUGAAACUCCUGAUAAUGAUUGGUAUGAAAUGAUUACGGGCUGUUGUCAAACAUAAUUAAAAAAAGAUUAGUGAUCAUAAAGUGUUGUUAAUGCUACAUAAGUUAAUCAUUCUUUACACAACUGCUUUCGACGAAAAUAUGGUUUUUUUUUUUUCCGGAUGUCUUGCAUGGAUCACACCUGAUUGUUCACAUUUAGAUGUUACUUAUUUACGUUUCAGGUUACCAUGGUAAUCACAAGGUGGUAAAAUGGUUCUGGAAGGUAGUUCGAUCUUUUGAUAAUGAACAGAGGUUAAGGCUCUUACAGGUUGGUACAAAAAAUUAAGUUUUGUUAUAUGAUUUGAAACUCAUUCUUUUACGAGUCGCUUAAUUACUUCAUUUGAUGUUCGUUAUCGCCAUACUGUGCUGGCAUAAAUCUAACUUUCUCCUCAGGCUGAGGGUUAGGGUUAGAGUUAGAUCAGGGAUCAGUUCCCGACGACUCUAGAUUUUUUCUAUCUACGUGAUUUUCAAAAUCGUUAUAAUGGCCAACCGUCACUGAUGAUCGAGAAACAUCGGAAGUUUUUCUGCCUCCCUGACAUGUUGCUCUUUUUAACGAUGGUAGGCAAAUAUUUUAAAUUUUUCAUGUCUUUACUGUCGAGAAAAUUCUAAAUUAUGUGAGAUUUUUUCGAUGUACGACGCAGAAACCAAAAAUAACAGUCUGUAAUCCGCGCUAAAACUCUAAGCACUUCUGUCAAAUCCAUUAAUCUAUUUUAUGUAGGACUUUUGUUACCAGGAAUUUCUGUCGCGACCGUUUUUUUGUUUCAGUUUUUUGUUUUUCUACAAUGUAAUAUUUGUUCCUCAGGGAGGAGCUAAUAGACUAAGACUGAGCCGUUGAUCUGUCCUAACUGAGCUCUUUCUUAGUUUUAUCUGUCUUUAACUGUUUUAUAUGCUUUCCUAGGGCAUGGUAGCAGAUAAACUCAGACAUCUGAAUGACCCUUCAAAAAAAAAUGUCAAGGGUUGUUGCAAGAUUUUACAUAUUUGAUGAUUAUACGCUAAUAUUCUUACACUUGAAGCUUACCAGACUAUUUGGCGCUACGGUUAAGCUUUUGUCGGCACUCCGACUAACGAGACAAAAGAAAAAUUUGAGAAAAAUUCUUGAAGUAAUUUCUGCGUCUGCUGGCAGCUCCGUUCUAAGGGUCUUCAUAUCGUAUUAUGUUCUUACUAAGAGGUGUAUUCUUUUCGUACUGCAGUUUGUAACAGGUACCUCUAGUAUCCCCUACGAGGGUUUUGCUGCUCUGAGAGGUAGCACAGGACCAAGGAAGUUUUGCAUUGAGAGAUGGGGAGAUUAUACAAAACUACCAAGGUACGUUCAAACUUGGUAUAUUUUUAAUGAAUGAGUCUUGAAAAAUAAGGGCUUAGUUUUUGCAGUCACUCAUUUGAAAUCCCGUCCAAUCUUUUCCUUCCUUACCCAUUCUCGUUCCAUUUGAUUUUUAUGUUCCUAUUGUGGUAUUUUUCCCUCUUGCCACAUUAAUAUUUCAUGAUAUCUAUUAAGUUUUUUUCUCCUUCCCCACCCAUAUCAGGCAGGUUGGGCAUGCACAAGGCUAACGUUAAGGGUGAAUCGUGCGCGUAGCCCGCCCCUCGCGCUCGCUUCGUGCGUGUGUUUGUGUGACUGAAAAACGCGAAAAAUGAAUCGUAAUGAUUUCAGAGUAACGCCCGUUCUGUAGGGCACCGGUCUUACUGCCAUUACUUAUCUACUAUUUUGUUCUUUUCUGACAGGGCUCAUACCUGUUUUAACCGGUUGGAUCUCCCACUGUAUCGAACGUAUGAAGAACUCCAUGAGAAGCUCACUUUCGCUGUAGAGGAAUCGGAAACCUUUUCAAUGCAGUGAUCUGUCAGUCAAACUUGUUUUAAGACAAAAAGUCUGAUUGGACAUGUUAAAACUGGCAAGUCGUAGCGACAAUUCCCCAUGUGUAUCAUGUAGAAUGUUUGUGAAAAGCUUUGUUCCUGCUGUGGUGAGAAAAUUGUCCCGGAAAUAAGUUACACAAAAUCCAAAUUGGUCUGAAAAUGAUUCUCAACGUCUGGCUACAGAAGCAUUUUACGCAAAGUGAAUUGUCGCCUUAUGACUGUCGAGAAAUGAACGACGCUCUUUAAGUGAUGAUAGAAAAUAUAGAACAAAUUCUGUUCUCACAGCAAGUUAGAGCACUGUCGUCGGGGAGGGUAGAAAGAGGACUUAGGAGGCAAAAUUCAUCUUUGCGUCAAUUUACGACGGAGAAUUUUUGAAUGGUAGUUGGGCUCCAAUUUCCGGUGUAUUAGAGACUCCAAAGAGAAACAGGCGAAAAUUCGUACAUGAAUUUACAAAAUUUUGGUUAAAUUUGUAUGUUAGGGUAAAUUUGCUUGUAUUGGUGAAUUACUGUUCUUCCUAAAUUUUUUCCCCGGUUUUCUAUGAUCAUUUUUGCUUGCUUUUGCACAGAGACAGGGAUGAAAAAGAACACAUAAAGGGAAAAAACAAGUAGAGUUUUAAGGACAAUUUCUUGCUUUCGAGGGAGGAACGUGACUCAACAUGAUGGGAUAUAAAAUUUAGACAUUUAAUGGCUCUUCUCUAAAAGGGAAAAAUGCUGAAAAGCCUUACUUUGGUCGUCAUCUUGUGUCCAUUUUCGCUCAUACGCAUAGCGAAGUGCUGCUGAUUUGCAAAUUUCCAAAUGUACUAAAAGAGAUGACACUUAAAGUUAGUAGAUUAAAAGAGUAUAAAGAAUUGAGAAUUGAAUUUUUCUACGCGAGGUGGUAUUGAUUAAUACUUAUCCAAUAGUCUUAGUGAUAUUAUGGAAGCUUUUAAUCCCGUAAUGUUACGUGGAAAAUUAGGGAGUGACUCCAAAAUAGAUUAAUACUCCUGCGUGUAGGAAGUACUUUGUGUAAGCCUGGCUAUUCAAAGAGCCAUUUCCGGCCAAGCUCGCAUCUUUCUUCUUGCGCAGCUUAUGAUCGGCGUUUAUCGAUCGGAUUAUUCGCUAUUUAUGGCGACAAAAUUUCCUCACCGGUUGUGGCCGCCUUACCAAGUGGAUUAAGCUACCAGAGCUUAUCACUUUAUUAGACAACAUUCUUGCAAUAGUUUUGUUUUGUGAAUUCAGAUCUGGCGAGUGCUCAUAUCUGCAUUGAUGAGGAGGGUAACGAGUAUAUUUGUGUUUCGAAGGGGGAAGAGGCGGGGCUUGGAGGAAUAGUAUUAAUUCGAUAAUUAUUAUCCACAGGUUAAUGCUGAAAAUUGUUUUUGUACAGGAAUUAUCUAAUAAUACUUCGAAAUAUGUUCUUUCGUAUGACCAGACGUUUUAACUGUAGGUUUGUUGUGUCGCCCCAAUAAUUGUGUUAGUUUGGGCCACGACAAUUUGAACGACAAAAGAGAAAAUUGGAAAAGGAAAAGUUUACUUGAGUUGCGCAUGUAGACAUAUGAUAAUUCGAAAAAGAUUUUCAAAAUUGUGAAUUGCUGAAUUAACUGUAAUGCAAAGAUAAAUUAUCAAAGCUGAUGCAGAUAUAGAAUAUUUCCUCCUUACGAGGAAUGCAUAGAUCGUGUGAGUCACGCAACAAGAAGAGGUUUAAGUGAUGACGAUGUUUCUAAGUGAGUUCUGAUGUGAUAUUUGUGAAGUAGGCCUUCAGCCUAAUAGGGUAUUUAUUAUUAUUUUUUACACUUCCAAAGUUUCCGUUUGCAGCCUAAUUUGUAUGUAUGAGGCAAUUGAAAAAUAGUGCUUGUUUUAUUGUGCAGUUUUAUAAUAAAAGUUCCUAG
Pocillopora meandrina is the source of this 26290-nucleotide messenger RNA. NCBI's taxonomy places the organism in Eukaryota, Metazoa, Cnidaria, Anthozoa, Scleractinia, Pocilloporidae. The record is from the annotation of a GenBank genome assembly.